Molecule: messenger RNA, 2792 nt
Organism: Microplitis mediator
Lineage: Eukaryota; Metazoa; Arthropoda; Insecta; Hymenoptera; Braconidae
Product: katanin-interacting protein-like
Exons: 14
Coding region: 246-2699 (817 amino acids)
Source: RefSeq, a predicted model, not a curated record
AAAUAUCAAGUCCACGUUAUAGUAAUAAAAUUUAUCAGCUUUGUUUGUAUAAAACACUGCAACGUGAAAAUCUAAAUCGACCGCGCAAAUGUCAAAAAAAAGAAAAAAAUAUACAUAUAUUUAAAUAUCGUAAAUUUAGUUUUGUUUUCCGAGAUGAUUUAUCUAAGCGUUAAAAUAAAUAUAUAGUGUUAUUGUGAUAUUUAAAUAGGGUAAAAAAAUUACAAGUUUAAAUUUUUGAUUUAAAAAUGGAUGGUAGUUUUAAAAAAAAUUCGUCACCAGAAACUUUUGGUGAUGAAAAAAUGCCACCCUGGUUAUUAGAGAUGACUGAAAACGCGAGGAAAUUAAGCCAAGAAAAUUUAAUUUCGUUGCCUACGGAAUUGAAUUUAAAAGAAUCAUCAGUUAAUAAAAAUAACGAAAAGCGACGUAGUGGUCGACGAGCUCAGACGGUAGAAAAAAAUGAUAAAAAAAAAAGUGAAGUUACUCGUAAAGGAACAAAUUGUGUGUCGGCAUCAUUACUGGAAACCCGCAGUAAAUUUAAUAAACCUCCAGCGACGUCAAAUAUUUCUCUACAUGAGUUCAAAGACAGUGACAAAGAUUUAGAUUACACGUUAGCAGACUUUGGUAAAUCAUCAGCGGAUCAAACUUAUGACCCAAUUAAUUUAUUCGCUGAGGAACGCAAGCCAUCAAUUGAUUCCUUCCUGUCAAGUCAAUUUAAAGAAUUAAAUCUCGGGGACUUGGAGUCACUUGACGUUGGAGAGGCAUCAGGUGUAAAUAGUAAAAUAAAUAAUUUAUUCAAUAGAGAUACUGAUAAUUCUCCUAAAGGCAAAAAUGAACAGGAUUUCAUAAUACCAGAAUUACCAUCCGGGGAGUCACUGACAAUAGAUAUUUUAAGUACGUGGGGUGAUAAGAAUUUUGUUGGACUCAAUGGUAUUGAAAUAUUUUCCUCAACCGGCAAAACUCCGAUAGUAAAAAAAAUUUCAAGUGAUUGCAGCAACGCCGCUAUUGAAAAUCCAGAAGAUAAAAAUAAUCCGAUUGAUAAUUUGAUAAAUGGAGUUUAUCGUACGAAAAAUGAUUCAGAUAUAUGGCUGAUACCAUUUCACAAAGGAGAUCAUCAUUGUAUACAUAUGACAUUUGCUGAGAGUAUUAAAAUUGGUUUAAUAAGGAUAUGGAAUUAUAAUAAAUCAAGAAUACAUUCUUAUCAAGGUGCCAAACAUGUUGUUAUUAAAUUAGACAAUAUUAUUAUUUUUGACGGGGAAAUCGCACGUGCAUCUGGUGAUAUUACGGGAGAUAUUAAUACAUUUGGAGAUACUAUUUUAUUUACAACCGAUGAGGAAAUACUCGAAUUAAUAUCAGAAAAUGACAAAAACUUUGAUGAUUGUCAAGACAAUUCUAGUGAAGAAAUAGAAAUAAAUCGGCCUAUUACCGCAGCUACUGAUACAAUAAACGAACUACACAUUAGUCACUCGGACGAGCAACUUAAUUUAACUGGGAGUAGUGAUAAAAAUAUAUCUAUUGCAUGUAAAGAAAUUAAAUUAUUUUUAUUGUCUAAUUGGAAUUCUAAUGAUAUGAUUGGUUUAAACGGAGUAGAAAUAAUAAAUGACAAAGGCUUAAUUAUUCCAGCAUCACAAUUAUCAAUAAAUUGCAAUAUUAAUAAUAGUAAUGAAGAAAUUUCACAUCUUGUAGAUGGAAUAAAUUUAACUACAGAUCCACAGCACAUGUGGAUAAUAAAUAAUCAAUCAGAAUUAAUAGUCACCAUUACAAUAACAUUUAAUACGGAAUUAUUUAUCACUGGAUUAAUUAUUUGGAAUUAUAAUUAUUCACUAGAAUCAUCAUACUGCGGAGUGAAGCAGUUGCUUGUAGAAUUGGAUGGAAAAAAAUUAUUUGACGAUGACUUUGAAGGAUUUUUACUAAGACGAGCACCCGGGUCAUGUCAUUACAAUUUUUCACAAGAAAUAAAUUUCAUUAAUCGGCCAAAAAUAUCUAUUUGUAAAAACUACAGUACACCUCGUGAAAAGAAAACAGAAGAUAAAUUUAAUAUCAUAAAAUUAUCAAAAGAUCCUUAUAAUUAUGACUACGAAUCACCGCCGGUACCUCAAGGUUUCGUUUAUCAAAUAGUUAUUUUUUCAACGUGGGGUGAUGCUUACUAUGUCGGGUUAAAUGGAAUAGAGUUAUUUGAUACCGACAAACAUAAAAUAAAUUUGAAUAAAAAAAACAUUACAGCAUAUCCAGAGAGUGUAAAUGUUAUUGAAGGUAUCGAAAACGAUAUCAGGACACCGGAUAAAUUAGUAGAUGAUAUAAAUGAUUGCAAAGACGGACAUCAUUCAUGGCUAGCUCCGAUUUUACCUGGACAAAUAAAUCGUAUUUAUAUGAUAUUUAAUGAUCCGGUUACUGUAUCAAUGAUCAGAAUAUGGAAUUAUUCAAAAACAAUUGAAAGAAAAGUCAAAGAAUUCGGAAUUUUUGUUGAUGAUCUACUGGUUUACAAUGGAAUGCUAGGAGAGAAUGACACUUACGGGACUGUCUACUUUAGCAGCAAUAAUUAUCGAGAACCAUGCGGACAAAUCACUAAAUCAACGUCAGAUCAAGAAAUAAAUUUAUUGAAUUUAGAAAAAGUUACCGAAGAUGAAAAUUCACAACCAGACCAAUUGCUACGACCCUAUACCUCAUUGCUGCCAAAAAAUUUACGCAAUUCUGUACAAUAAAACAAAAUUGUCAUUUUUUAUACAAAUAAUAUUUUUAUUAUCGCAAUCACUUUUACUUUAACUUAUUAUUUAUAUCAUUAAAAACAAUCACAG